Molecule: messenger RNA, 1026 nt
Organism: Fulvia fulva
Lineage: Eukaryota; Fungi; Ascomycota; Dothideomycetes; Mycosphaerellales; Mycosphaerellaceae
Product: 54S ribosomal protein yml6, mitochondrial
Exons: 1
Coding region: 1-1026 (341 amino acids)
Biological process (GO): translation
Cellular component (GO): ribosome
Molecular function (GO): structural constituent of ribosome
Source: RefSeq, a predicted model, not a curated record
AUGGCAUCGAAACGAGCGGCAGUGCCUGCAAAGCACCUAUUCAAUGGCUUUCGUGCCUACGAACAACCGAUGCGACAGUUCCAGCCAUGCCUCACGCGAUCAAUGGCGACAGAAGCGCCUCUGCCAGGAGCCACGCUCUCAAAGUCAUACAGCGAAGCCAACCUCGAUUCAGCGCCGACACAGCCCAUAAUAGAAGACAGGGUCGCAGUGCCAGCGCCGGCACCUUCACGCCCCCCAAAACUGCGACACAACCACGAGCCACCGCAGAAUCCCUUCCUCAAGCCGGCCCAAUGCACUCUGUACAACUUUCCUUCCCUUGAACCAGUUGGCUUCACUAGCUAUCCACCAACCCAUCUCAGCCUGCCACUCCGGAAAGACAUUCUCCACAAGGCCGUCAUCUACGAAGGUGACUCCACUCGGCAAGGUUCUGCCAACACAAAAUGGCGCAGCGAAGUCCACGGCAGCAACAGAAAGAUCCGCCCCCAAAAGGGCACCGGUAGCGCCCGUCUUGGUGACAAGAAAUCUCCCAUGCUUCGAGGAGGUGGUGUAGCAUUCGGUCCGAAGCCGCGAGACUUCAGCACGGAGCUGCCGCGAAAGAUAUAUGAUUUGGCAUGGAGAACGGCAUUGAGCUAUCGCUACAAGAUGGGAGAGUUGAUCGUGACGGAUAGUGAGAUUGACGUGCCGGGUGUCAGCGAGAGUAGCUUGGAGCGGUAUGUGAGGGAUGUGCUGAAGUGGAAUGGAUUGGGAAGGGAAGGAGGAAAGACGUUGUUCGUGACGGAUGAAAGACGGGAGGGGCUGUUCAGUGCGCUCGAGGGCGAUAAUAUGCAUAGGCAGGCGAGAGCACUCGAGGUGGAGUGGGUGGAUGUCAAGGACCUGCUGGAGACUGGGAGAGUUGUGGUCGAGAGGACUGCGUUGGAGGCUAUGUUUGAAGAGCACGAGAGUGAUUUGGGACCGAGGCAGAGGUUUGGUGCCUGGGAGUUCCUCACACCUGAGUUGACCGGCAUACAAGCGGAGCCUCUGGCCUAG